AUGGCUCAGGCGCCCACGGAGCAGGAAGCCAAGCUGUAUGCCUACCUGCACCAGCGGGCCGACCUCAAGGUCUCCAGGGGAAGCAUCCCUGUUGGCUUCUACUCGUGCAUGUUUCUCGACGAGGGUCAACCUUUGUACUUGGAGACCCGAUUUGGUGGCAUCGACGAUGAUGGCGAACCUGUGGGGCCUCAAUAUCAGGUCAGCUGGAAAGCAGAGAAGGAGGUGAUUCCGCCCCUUGACAGCCUGAGCGAUGGGUGGUACCGGGACCUCGAUGACCUCUGGAGCAACGUCCUCUCCUACUUCGAGAAGCGGGGCAUCCUUAGCGAGGAGACGUUGGAAUACCUGGACGCCGAUCCUUUCGUCCUGUUUGGAAUCGACGACCCGCUGACGCAGCAGGCGCUCCUGAAGCUCGACAAGUUCCCGGCUUUGAUGUGCGACGGAGCUGUGCCGACGCUGGAUGAAUGGGCCUAUUACCUGCGCAUCGAGCCCCACGACCCACAGCUGAUGUGGCUCGUGAGGGCAAUGCAGGAGACAGAGUUACCCAAGCCUUGGACGUGCUACAAAGGCAUUGGAAGUAUUGUGUGCUACCUCCGGUCUGACAGCGGACAGGUCACAUGGAAGCAUCCCUUCUAUGACUACUUCCGUCAGCUCAGGGACUUUUGCCGGCAGGCAUCCCGCGACGAGGUGAUGCAGGUGCGCUGCAACCGUCUCCUCUGGAGUUAUGAAGCCACGCGUGUCGAGACCGAACACGACCAGGAGCCCCUCAUAUCGCCGCCUUACGUCGCGCGCAUGGCCGACAUAUUUGGCUUCGACGUGAAGGUUCAAGGCUGCGUGGUGCGAAACUGCAAGGCGCAGCUCAAGGCUUUCGCCAAAGCAUAUCGGACAAAGCAGGACAUUGAUAUCGGCUUGAUUCGGGAGUGCAACGAGAUGCUCCAGCGCGACGUGGCCAAGUAUAGCGAGAUGGUGGCGCACUGGUCCGGCGAAGUCAAAGAGGAUGUCAAGUUCGACCUCAACAAGUUAGCUGCUGGCGAACUGCAUUGCGUGAACUGCAAGACCACGGCCCUCAGCUUUUGCCUGGAGUGCAAGGACUACUUGUGCUUGAAGUGCUAUGCGGACUUGCAUGGGAAAGGCUCGCGCAAGGAGCAUGCGCCUUUCUGCUUGGUGCCCUGCGCUUUGUGCGUGGUGCUUCCGGCCAAGAUUCACUGUACAUUUACGGACAAGUCCUUAUGUCACAAGUGCUACGCCAUGAAGCACAUCAAGAUGCUCCCUCUGGACGGCAAAGAGAACCAGCCCAGAAGAAUAAAUUAUGUGGAGCAGUACAACAGGUACGCUGAGUUUGCCAAGGAUCGUGUCAAGAAGAUGGCCGUCAAGCCUGAGGACCUUCCGGCACUGGACGACUCAGCAUAUGAGUCAGUCCUGAGCACCGAUUGGCACCCCUUUUAUGACGCUCGUGGUGUGAGGUACUACCACAACUUUGCCACUGGCGAGCGCAUGCGGCAAAGUCCACGGCGAGCUCUUCAUCGGAUUAUGGACAUGGCAUGCAAGCCGGCGCUGGUGACAGCGCACCUACUCAGCAUCAAGAACGACCUCAAGCUCCACAGGACAGUGGAGAGGUCGGGGCUGGACGACAAGGAGAUCGAGAUGACUCUCAUCGACAUGAACAUCCCCCUGAUUUUUGGCGUGAGCCAAUGUAUAAUGGAUCGGGACGAGCUUGUGGACUAUCUGGAGACCUACGCCACGAAAGAGGAGUUCAGCGAAACGACCUUGGAAGCGUACCGGAUGGGACAGUUCAAGCAGGGGAUACCGGGGAGACAUCGAGCUGCGGCCGUUUUGCUAUACUCUGGCAAUUUUUGGUCGACGCUGUACAGCUCACGCGAUCGGUUCAUGCACCCACAAUUGACUUCCACGCAAGGGUGGGAGAAGAUUGGCAACCUUCUGGAGGACACCUGGCCGAUGGUGCUAGCCCUCAUGAAGACUGUGCCAUCUUCGAAGAACCCUAUGGGCGGCAGAGUCCUCUUCGGACUGACUGCCAGAGCGUGGGAGGAGCUGAAGGACCUUGGGCGGAUGGCCAAGGUCGGAUGCUCGGAUUCAUCGGAAGAGUCGGGCGAAACACCGUCGUGGCACAGCUCGUACGGGACAGUGUCCAUACAGGACUCUUUCCGAGUGAAGACGACGCCGGAGGUGAGGAUGGCAGCGACAGUCGAGUUCGAGGCAAGUUUUGACGUCUCACUCUUUUUCCUCGAAAUCGCAGCUUUCAAAUCCACCGGCUUCAUUCAUUUCUGUUACAUUAGUGCUGCCUUAUUAUCGAUUGGUUCGUAUUUCAGCACAGGCAUUCCACAGCCUAGCAUGCUUUUCCAAGUCCUCAGACGCCUGAUCUGGGAUAUUGGGUCAUUUACAUCACAUGUGCUCACCCAGUGGGACAUUGCAUUUCGCCUGUCGAGACGAUCGCAGGUUGGAGAAUUGAUGGCAGUCCGUGAAGGCGGAAUUUGCCAUUACUGUCUUCCGACAGGAUUUCCAACCGCUCCGUACUGUGAGGACGAUCGCUAUGUACAGGCGCGAGUUUUUGCUCACCGGUGCACUGGAUGCACCCUCCGCCAUUUUGUCGCGGGAGAUAGGCCGAUGUACACGGUUGAGAGGUACCACCACAGACUUCUACAUCGCGCACAACACGUGGUGUGUUCUGAUCGCGAGAAGUCCAAAGGGAUGUUAGCUAACAUCAACCUCACACACUCAGCCAUAGUCGAAGAGCCGUCUCUAGACAAGCAGUACAGCUACCAGACGUACUUGGCACAUGCUGUACGGGCGGAGCUUUUGACCCUGGGGGGGGACAUUCAGUUCCUCCCCAAUCGCCAUUUUGGCACCCAGACCGGUGUUCGUGUCACCGGACCGCAAAGUGGGCCCAGUGCUGAUGCGUCAGCACCGUCUGCGACUGUUCCAACGGCAGACGAACAAAGACCAUCUGGGAGCUCCAACCUAGCUGGUGCGUCUAGGUUCAUUGAACCAGGGACCCCACUAAUCCCUUACACGACUGCUGAUGCUGGAAAGCCCAUGGAGGGAGUCCAGAUCAUCACAGAUUGGGAAAAGGUAGACCUACGCAAAGACAUGGGUCGUAAGAUGGAGGCACUCGCUGUCCUCGAGCAUGAGGCAAAAUCCUGCAUCGUUGACGACGACGUUUUGGAACAGCUGCAAGUGACAGCCAAAGCGAGGAUCGCCAUGCCAGGUGUCACAGACAAAGACAUCACGGCAAUUCAUGUCGCAUGCAACUCCCACUCGAAUGCUAUCGCCGGAAUAGGGAACCGGCAUUAUGCAGAGAAAUUUGCCGAGGUAGAAUACGACGGUAUUGUGUUCAGGAACCAAAUAGGCAAUCCAUGGGAGUUAAUCCGCAGAGCUGUCCAUGCGGUAGUCGACAAAGUUCUCCCUGCUAUCCUCGAGAUUGAUGAAGAGACCAUUCGGAGGCAGGACACAGAACUAAUGGAGAUACCGCAAAGCGAGAUCGUCUCGGAGUUGCAUGGGAAAUCCCUAUUCCCCAUGCACAAGUCGGUUGACGAAAUCGCUCCAAGCAGCUUCACGGAGCAAAUGAAGAAAGACAACUUCGAGGCAACCUCUGGCACCGAAUUGACGAAGCUCCCGCCUACCAAGGCGUUUGUGAAGCCUAAUGAAGCUUUAGGGAAGAUCAAGCCUAGACUGAUCCAACACACAGGCCCACAAGGCACCGCUGCCUCGGCCUUGAUGAAUAAGACAGUCGAGCAGAUGAUCUUCCGGUUACCUUAUUUUGUCCAGCGCAGUAUCAAGGGCACCGACAACACUGGUGUCUGCGAGCGUGUCCGACUCUUUUACAACGAGUAUAAAUCGGGCGGCUUUGCAUCGACGGAUUUCGGGAGUUUCGACUCUUCGAUCACUGACAAGUGCACCGUCGACAGAAGCAAGCCAGGACUUAGAAGGAUAAUCGAGGAAGCUAUCAUGAAGGCUAUUACAAACAAAUUUCCAGAGGCUUUCGACUUCAAGAAUGUUUCGAAAACAAGGUGGAAAAAGAAGGACAAGAUUUUGUUCGACACCUUAACACUGUUCACAGAGGUCCUCAUUAGGUACUCUGGAGACGGGUUGACAUCUGUUGGCAAUUACGCCAUCAACUGGUUCGUCGACCGUUCCAUUGACUUUGUGCUUGAGAGGAUUUUCACUAUGUGGGAUAUGCGUGUCUACACCUUGAAAGAGAUCAUUCAAUUCCUGACAAACAUGAUAGAUGACCCUGAGUUCAUCAACCAAGUCCUCGAAGGAGUCAAAAAGAAAGCGACACGCCUCGCGGAGACCAUCAUACGCGUUUCGAAAGGUCUUCAUGUCACGAAGGAAGAUUCAGAGUUCCUGAACGGGGAGGGGGACGACAGACUCAAAGGAUUUCGUUGGGCCUUCAUCCAGAAAUUUGAGACGAAGGACAAGAAAGGAAAAGACGCCCGACAGGUCCUUGGAGUGAUGACGGCAGUUAUGUACACUGCCGCCGGCAUGAGUUUGGAACCUCAGGACCGCACAGGCCGGGUUAGUGCUGAGAAACUUAUUGACAAGAGUUUUCCAAAGCUCCGAAAAACAUUCGCGGCCGCCACCAUCACCUUCAACGUAAACGACCCAUUCUUAACCGCAGCAGCGACGAAAAUGCUCUCCAUCAUGAUGAUGUGUGAGCAAUGCCCGUUGCAGUUCCCAUUCUACUCGCUGAUUUACCGGUACUACAGAUACAGAAUCACCGACGAGACGAUUAUAACCGGUAAACGCAAGUAUGAGUGGUGGGAGCUCAAGCUGAUGCACCUCAUCACCGACAACGGGUUGCAGAACAGCAUGUCAGCAAUCUACGCCCACCUCAUGAACCGGGCUUACGGGUAUGUAUCCCCAGAAAUUGCUGAUGAAAUGCUUGAUGCAGUCGCAGCUGAGACGCGAUUGGCCAAGAGUGACUUGGUCUGCCUGAUAGACGCUCUAAAUGGAGCAAAAGGGGACGAUCUAGGAUCCGUCCAAGACCUGGUGCAGAGGUACGUGGCAAUUUUGCCACCGGUCUGA
Molecule: messenger RNA, 5040 nt
Organism: Symbiodinium natans
Lineage: Eukaryota; Dinophyceae; Suessiales; Symbiodiniaceae
Source: the annotation of a GenBank genome assembly